Vicia faba (fava bean) is the source of this 1554-nucleotide messenger RNA. The record is from the annotation of a GenBank genome assembly. Lineage: Eukaryota; Viridiplantae; Streptophyta; Magnoliopsida; Fabales; Fabaceae.
AUGGCGGUUCCUGGCUUCAAAUUCGUUCGCCAAUCAACUCUUCAUCUUCGUUCUACUCCAUUCCAAUACCUUCGUAAGGUUGUGCCCAAAUCCGUCGUUGCGGUGGAGGCAGCAGCGACAUCCACAAACGAAAAUGGAGGUGGCUCAGUUCAUGAAGAAGGAAUUAAGAAAUCCCCUGAAUGGAAAAGGAUAGGUUCGAAAGAGCUUGGAAUUCAUAAUUCAUCGAUUGAUGUCACUACUAAGAAGGUUCUUAAUGGGCUCAAGAAAAGAGGAUAUGAUGUAUACCUAGUAGGAGGUUGUGUACGUGAUCUUGUUCUAAAGAAAACACCAAAGGACUUUGAUAUUAUAACUUCAGCUGAGCUAAAAGAGGUGAUGAAAGUAUUUUCCUGGUGUGAGAUAGUUGGCAAACGCUUCCCUAUAUGUCAUGUUCACAUGGAUGGUACCAUUGUUGAGGUGUCAAGUUUUAACACUGCUAGACGCAAGAAUGGUGUGGAAUUUUCUCAUCAUACAGAAACACCUAAUGGUUGUGAUGAGGAGGACCUUCUUCGGUGGAUGAACUGUUUAAACCGGGACUUCACAAUUAAUGGGUUGAUGCUUGACCCAUAUGCAAGAAUUGUACGAACUAUAAAUCCUGCAGAAAUUUCAUUUCGGGAAGAUUGUGCUCGCAUUCUACGUGCAAUUAGAAUUGCUGCUCGCUUAGGAUUUAGUAUUUCUAAGGAAACAGCUCAUUUUAUUAAAAACCUGUCUUGUUCAAUAUUAAGACUUGAUAAGUCUAGGCUGCUGAUGGAAAUAAACUAUAUGCUAGCUUAUGGUUCUGGUGAAGCUUCUUUAAGGCUAUUAUGGAAGUAUGGACUGCUAGAUAUACUUCUCCCCUUCCAGGCUGCCUAUUUUGCUCAUCAUGGAUUUCGAAGGAGGGACAAAAGAACCAAUAUGCUUUUGUCUCUCUUCUCCAAUUUAGAUAAGCUUUUCGCUCCAAACCGUCCAUGUCAUAGUAGCUUAUGGUUUGGGAUCCUAGCACUACACAAAGCAUUGAGUGAUCGACCAAGGGACCCCUUGGUGGUUGCUGCAUUUAGCCUUGCCGUCCAUAAUGGUGGAAAUUUGUUGGAAGCAGUGAAGAUAGCAGGGAUGAUCAACAAGCCACAUGAUAUGAGGUUUCCUGAAUUAUUAGAUCCUUCUGGUAUGGAUGCAGAGGCAUUGGUAACUGGGCUUAAUGAUCUUGCAGAGUCUGUUAGAGGGACACUGCUGCAAAUGACUGAUGAACAUUUUGUAUCUCAAGCUAUGGCUGACUAUCCUCAAGCCCCUCGUUCAGACCUAGUGUUCAUUCCAUUAGGAUUGUACGUAAAAGCAUUCAGCAUUUUCGAAUGUGUGAAAAGGAGUGCUGGUAAGAAAUCCCUGUCAAAGCAAGGCAUGAAAAUUGAUUAUGAAGCCUUAGCUAUUGGUAAUAUACAAGAAAUAAGACACGUUUUUGCAAGAAUUGUAUUUGAUACUGUGUUCCCGCUUCACCAAGUUCAGGACCAGGCUUUAAUGAGUAGCCGGAUUUCACAGGGAGGCUAG